Rattus norvegicus (Norway rat) is the source of this 4971-nucleotide messenger RNA. The record is from RefSeq and is a predicted model, not a curated record. NCBI's taxonomy places the organism in Eukaryota, Metazoa, Chordata, Mammalia, Rodentia, Muridae.
GGGUGGAUCUUUUGCAACAUCGGAAAAGCAGAAGCCAGAUCAGUAAAGGAAGUUGCUGGCCACAAGGAGGUAGAGAUGGUCCUGCUCAACUCAGUCUUCCACUUGAGAAUGUCUGAGCGUGUGUUUUUAUUUACCCUGAUUCUCUCUGGACUGCUGAGUGCCCCAGUGCCCCUAGACAGUGCAACCUCGACUUCCUGACAGCCCUGCUGGUCUCACUACCUGAACAGAAUCUGGCUAUGGCUCGGAUCCUCCUUCUUUUGCUGUCGGCAGCAUGUCUGCACACUGGGAACUCAUCAGGAUACAGAAGAGUAAAUGACUUUGGUGUCAACCAACCAGCUGUCCUCUCUGGAGUCCAGGGCGGCUCCAUCGAGAUCCCCUUCUCCUUCUAUUUCCCCUGGGAGUUGGCCAAUGAUCGGUCAAUGAGCAUAGCCUGGAUAUGGAAGUACUUCCAUGGGGAAGUCAUCUACAACUCCACCCAGCCUUUCCUUCAUGAGCAUUUUAAGGGCCGGCUCAUCAUGAAUUGGACACAGGGUCAGACAUCUGGUGUCCUCAGAAUCCUGAACUUAAAGGAGAAUGACCAGGCCAGAUACUUCAGCCGAGUUUUUCUGCGAACAACUGAAGGCAUGAAGUCGUGGCAGUCAAUCCCUGGCACCCAACUCAUCAUUCAUGCUCUCAAUACUACCAUGGGGAGCCCCUCUAUCAUCCCCUCUGCAGUCCCCACAGCUGGCCUGGAGGACAAAAGGGGCCAGAGGAAUCCUUCACUGCUGAACCUGGGAGUCAUGGUUGGGAUGGUCUUGGCCAAAGUUGUGGUCAUCAUCCCCCUGUAUGGAUGGAUGAUCUUCCUGUGGUGGAAGCAAAGGUAAGUGGUCCAGGAGAGGCCUCACCCAAGCUUCCCCACAGGGAGUGUUCUCAGCUGUGGGAGAUGGAGAAGGGUAGGGAACAGUAAAGAGAACAGAAGGAGGGAAAUUUGCCUGAUCUCCCCAAGAACUGCAUGGAGCCUGCUGUCCUUCCUGACCAUCUGGAAAUCAGAGGAGCAAAUGCAGAUGAACACAGUGCCUGCUCCUAAGGAAUUCAAGUAGCCAUGCAGGAACCUCAGGGGCUGACUGUUCAUCUGGAAGAACUGUGUCUGCUAUAGAACAAAUGAGGGUAGACCAGCUUUUGCAGACAACAUGUUACAGAAAGUGAUAUGUAUAAGUAGAGACACCUAUUUGAGUUGGACAUGUAUAACUGAAAUGGAAAUUAAUGGACACAGAAAGAGAAAGAAAUGUGUAUGGAGAACUUAACACUACAACAAGCAAGAGUUGGACACUAGAAAUCUCACCCUCCUCAGCAAAAUCAUGAAACGCCCAUUGGAGUGUCUCAGUUGAAGUGAUUUUUCCACAAACAGUCACACGAGCAUCACCCCAGGAGCCAUAUAAAGAGUUGUCAGCCUGGGCUCCAACCUCAUAGGUAGCAAUGAAUAGCCUAGUAAGAGCACCAGUGGAAGAGGAAGCCUUUGGUCCUGCCAAGACUGAACACCUAGUGAUCGUGAUUGUUGGGGAGAGAGCGGUAAUGGGCGGAGGAUGGGGAGGGGAACACACAUAUAGAAGUGGAGGGGGAGAGGUUAGGGGGAUGUUGGCCCAGACACUGGGAAGAGGAAGAACAAUCAAAAUGUAAAUAAGAAAUACUCAAGUUAAUAAAAAAAACUUGUGAGAUGCUAGGACAGCCUGAUAUGCUAGGAUCCCUGUGGCUCCCUGUGCUGCUCACCUUAUGUACUGGGUGUGACCAAUGACUGACUUGUCUCACAAUCCAGAGAGGACAGCUCCUAAAGGAAAAUGCCCAAGGUUGUCCUCCAGCAGCACAUGAGUAUUCACAUUUGCAAAUAUUCACAUAUGGUUAUGCUCUGUUCAAAGUAAAUUUUGCAAAAGACUAGAGAAGUACCCUAAAUUCAAGCAUAUUGGCAGAAUGGAAAAAUUUAUACAUUAUGUCCCUGCAAAACACACACAGACAUAAGCAACACACAAACACACACAAACACACACACACACACACACACAGACACACACACACUUGAAAAUACAAUGUUCUUUUGCAAAAUCUCAUUACAUUUUUGUAUAAAUAACUUGUCUUCAAAUAUUCAUGGGUACUCUAAGAAAUAAAAAUGGGGACAGAGAGGGGGACAAAAUAAUUCCAGCCCUUGGGAAAUCCAGAGAGGAGAAUCAGGGGUUCAAGUCUAUCUACAGCUUCAUAGGAAGCUGUAGGCUACUGGGCUCCAAAUAUCUUGCACACCCAACUCAAGACCUACAUGUGAACUGAGGUCAGAGUUGUUUUAAAGCCAUUGGGACUACAGGAUAAGGAUGGAGAUUCCUAGUUUUUGGAGUGUAAAGAAGUUUACAAAUGAACAUUUAAAUGUGUGUCCCACUCUUUGAGACAGGCUCUGCCCUCUGUCACUGUAAGUAGAAGAACUGAGAGGUGGAAGAGCAGCAGCCUGAAUGACCGCAGAAAUCUGACUGGGAUGAAAUCCCUGAGUCUCAAACUGCUGGUUGCAGCAGCCUACACUGAGAGGGACAGCUAGAAAGCAAGAUUUCAGGGAGGCAAGAGGGAGGCACAGUGAGUGCAGAGCAGAAAAGGCAGAGAUGUGUCAAGAAAGUAGAGUAGGGAAAAGGACAGAAAGGGAGACAGGAUACGGCUGAGUUCACUAGUAGUCAUCUGACAUCUUGUGUUGUACAGAAAGUAGCCUAACUCCUGGCCUCAGGUCCUGCUGAUUCUCAGACCUGUGCCUGCCUUGAUGCAAGAGACAUGUGUGAUGGCCUGGUCCCCUCCUGUUGUCUGCACACAGAGAACAGCAGAGAGGCAGGAAUGAGAACCAGUGUGGCUGACACACUGACACAGUUUCUUCUCCUACAGGCCAGCAGAAUAAAGACUAAACUCUAGUAAGGUGAGUGCCUGUCAUCUCAAGGGACAGAAGAGGAGCUGAUGGAAAGUUCACUAUGAGAGGCAUGGAAGGGAGCCAGAGCGAUGAUUCAGUCAGAAACACCUGGCACAGAGGCAGGAGGACCUGAGUUUGAUGGAUCAGGAAAUCACACCCAGGGAUGUGGCAGGAAUUUGCAAUCCCAGCCCUGGUCAAGCAAGAGAUGGGCAGAGACAUAUUGGCUGAACACCAAGUAUAGGACACUUGGUGAGUUCCAGGCCUGUGAAAGAUUGUGUCUUUAAAAAGUAGGGGUAUUGCUCAAGGUGAUAAAUCAUGGACAUAACAUUUUCUAAAUUGAUUUUACCUGAAAUAUUUUAAAUUACACAUUAAGGAAGAAAAAUAAUAUAUGCCAGUGAGAAAGCUCAGUGGGAAAUGCCCUCUGCUGCCUAGCCCAGUGACCUGGGAAUGAUUUCUGCGGACCCAAAUGGUACACAGAGAACACUGACUCUGGAAAUCUGUCAUCUGUCUCUCCUGAUCGCCCACCAGAUGCUGGUAACAAAUAAUUUUUUAUUCCUCAACUAACAGGCUACUCCGUACUAGGAUCUCUCACCAGGGAGGUGAAUUUACAUCAAAGUAGUUGUUGGUGAUUACACACCCUGCAUCCCACAGCCUUCCAUGUCUUCUCGCUGGGAGUCAGUCAUCAUGGCUGCAGGAUUCUCCUGUGAAAGUCAUUCUUGGAUAACCCCCACUUCUACCAUGGGGACUCAGACACGCUCUCCUUGGAACCAAGGUCCUCCUGUGUAUUUCUGGGCCUGAAAGCCUGACUGUGCUGUUGUCUCUCUGCUCAUGGAGUUAUUGACACUGUUAAUAAAUAUCUUACUCCCAGCAAUCCAUCUCAGUGUCUCUCCUGAGCCUCUGUCUUUUCCCCUUCCUGACACUUCUUAGAGAGUGUAGACUGUGUCUAGGGUGUAGGUCACUGGGAUAGAUGUAAGGGCCAUGGUCUUCAUUGAAACCCACAGCCUGACAAUCAGAGUUUUCCUCUUCUUUACUCUCUGGAUGCUGACAUCUCAUCCAGAGCCCACCCGUCCUCCCCACAUGCUUCACAUCAAGUGUCAGAGCGUGGCUUGCUUGGGUCCCAUGUUGAGCUUUCUUUACUCACAAGCCAAACUGUAUGCCCUCACUUUUUCAUUUCCUGCCAUGUUGACAUUCUGCAGUCUCCAUUGUCUCCUGAAAUGGGAAAUUUGUCCCCAAGGCCAGUCUGUCCUAAUAUUUGAUAGUUAGCAGGUCACCUUAUAAUAUAAAUUUGUGAGUACAGAGGAAACCAUCCAGAGUGACCCAGAAGGAAUGAUACCAUGCUUCUCAAGACAGAAGAAUUUCAUGGCCAUGCUCUAAAGAGAUCUACCAACCAUAGUGAGCCAUAAAUGAAGAGGUAUGGAAACAGCUCCAGUUCUCCAAUCACAAGCCUCAAAUGAACAUCAUCCAUGGGCCUAUUCUUGGUCAUUGGGAAGCUGUUUGGUCAUGAUGAGGUCACCAAAGCUCAUGUGGCUAAAGUGAAGUGCCCUGGAACAGCUGUGAGAUUUCUACUGUGGUUGUGACUGCAUCCUAGCCCCUGAGACUGAACUCUGCAGCUCUCAUGGGCAUGGUGAUUUUGGGCAUUCCUGGUGUGUUUACACAGAUGGCUGCCAAGAUGCUGGUCUGUCCAGUCCUCUCAAGGAGUCUCAUGCACCUGUAAGAAGGGGCCUUAAUCUAUUUGUUCAAAUGGUCAUGUGACUUCUCAGGUCCUUUUCCUUUGCAUAAGAGGGAAAAUCCAGAGAUAAGCCUACAGCAAAGACUUACAGAGCCAACAUUCUCAUCUCUGCAUAUGUGCUUAAGUUCAGGUUGUAUACACUUAGGCAGACUUCUGAUCUUCUGUCUCUGAUCUUCCAAAAGGGAACAUUAUGUUCCAACUAGAAAGUAGAUAUUGGCUUCUGCCCUGGUGACAAAUGUUUGGCAUUUAUGUUCCCUAGAUUGAACCAAUUAGUAAGAAAAAGGACUAAAAGAAUUUGGGGAUCAUAACAUUCAUGUCAUCCCAACAAUUGACA